GCCUUCUCACCUUCUGAUUCUCAUACAUAAAAUAAUGGAUGGUACUUUGUUUUGGAUUCAGCCCGAGUGCGGAUCCGGGCAGAUACAAGAAAACAGCAGCGGUCCACAAAUGGUUUGCCAUGAGUGUGGGUUCGAGCUUUGUUUCACUCAUGAUGUGCCUUGGCAUCAAGAUCUUACUUGCGAGCAAUACGAUGCAAAUCGAUCGCCGUCCAGGGCCACUAAAAAGUAUCUGCGUAGGAACACGAAACAGUGUCCCGGCUGCACCUUCCACAUCGAGAAAAUCGAUGGGUGCAAUCACAUGAUAUGUAGUGAAUGCCAGUGUAACUUUUGCUGGAGUUGUAGUGGACAAGAAGGACGUCAUACGUCUGCAUGCGAAGAUCACCACUACGACGACGACGACGUAUCGGGCAGUGACAACGACGUCGAAUUGGGCAGCGACAACGACGUCGACAAUUUUAGUUGGAUUGACAGAUUUGGCAGUGGCAGUGACAGUGCAUGAGAGGUGUCAGUACAACAGUCCUCAGUACGGCAGUCCAUUCUCUGAAGUUUUUGUUAUACAAGCUGGCGAGAUAUAGUCCAGUAAAGAGAGAAUCCAUC
Molecule: messenger RNA, 597 nt
Organism: Sphaeroforma arctica JP610
Lineage: Eukaryota; Ichthyosporea; Ichthyophonida
Exons: 2
Coding region: 35-499 (154 amino acids)
Biological process (GO): ubiquitin-dependent protein catabolic process; protein polyubiquitination; positive regulation of proteasomal ubiquitin-dependent protein catabolic process
Cellular component (GO): cytoplasm; ubiquitin ligase complex
Molecular function (GO): zinc ion binding; ubiquitin conjugating enzyme binding; ubiquitin protein ligase activity
Source: RefSeq, a predicted model, not a curated record